CUUCAGAAACAUCUCUCUCUCAGGCUAAUGGGUUUAGCAGGUGAUUUAGCUACAAGGCAGGGCCUUUCUGGGUUUUUCGAGUUCCGAGGAGGGAGGUGGCUGGGUGGCGGUUGUGCGUGUCGGGCAGGGGGUGGGGGUGACGGGAGGCGGGGUGCUGCUGGCUCUCCCUCCCCCACGCUGCUGGCAGAGCAGCCUCUGCGUGUCAGGUACCGUGAGAAGGCGCGGGAGGAGGGGGAGCCCAGAUGAGUGCUGAGGGGAUGACUUAGAGCCGGCUUUCCAGAAGCCGCGCACGCAAUGCAAACUCCGCACGCAAAGGGGAGGCGACCCAGGAGAAGGGAAAAAAAAACACACACACACGCCAACACCAAACUUUUCAACUCUGUAACACUCGGGAGACAGAGUGUUUUGUUUUGUUUGUCUUUCUUUUUCCUUCCGCGCGGUUCACUAAGUCCCACCAAGGGACGCCAGCCGGCCCGUCUCGCCCCACCCUCCUUGUAGGGCCCGCUCUCCCGGGUAGAUCCUUCUUUAGGGGCUGCUCUGCCCAGACAAACCCAGUAAGGCGAAGUGGACUGAGAAGAGUAAAGGAAGAUUGAGCCCGUGGCCAAAGCCUGCCGCGGUUACGCAGAGAUCGAGCGAGCGCACGCGCGUUUGGCUUGACUGAGCAUCUGCGGGCAGAUUCCGGCAUUAGGUGUACACAGAGAGAGCCGGGCCGCCCGGCUGACGGGUCUCUUCGCCGUCUGCUGGACAUCUGUGAUUAUGACUACGUUUGUUUAUUCAAGAACCCUAGGUGGAGGAUACCUGAAAUCCUACCUCUUUUAUGCCUUGGAAAUGUGCUUGAAAAAUUUAAAGGUAGUCAAUAUACUUUAAAAAAAAAUCAAAACACAUAGAAGCGUUUUUAAAACUAGUUCACGCUUUCCAAUGCAGUCCUCAUUCUUCUUUGUAUGUUGAAGUUUGUGGUUAUUUGGGAAGUUCAUAGGGAAUUUUUUUUUUUUUUAAUAUAAAGGCAGGGAAUAUGUAUUUACAUAAGCGCCUACUUUGUAUUAAGAACUUUACAAAUAUCUCAUUUUACCCUCACAGCAGCCUGGAAAUAAGAUACUGACCCCGAUUUACAAAUGAGGAAAAUGAGGGAAAGGUCAGGUGACUUGCCCAAUGCCAUAGAGCUUGUAUGUGUCUGAGGCCAAUUUUUAGUUUAAUUUAGCCAAUUUAGGCUCGGAGCUCCAUUCGCUGGACAACCUUGCUGCCCCUAAAAGGUGGGUAGGGGGAUAUUUUAAAUAAAUAGAUAGAUAGCAGCUUGCUGAUAGAUUAGACAGACGGACACAGACAGCAAAAUGUGGGAAAGAAAGGAGGAGGAAACAGCAGCUACAAAGGGCUCUGUCGUUUCUUUAGUUUACAAGUUAUUUAAAAGCUGCGCAGGUUCACAUCACUUUUAUCAGGCGGAGUCUGGGAUUGGGGAUAAACUGGACGGAGACCCAGAAAGUAAAAUAAGAGGGGCAUCAAGAACCACUGGAUCAUAGGAUUGGAUUAUAGGUUUAGAGUUGAAAAGGAUCUUAGAAGCCACUAACCUCAAGCCCUUCGUUUAACACUGGAGGAAAAUGAGGAUGGGAGAGAUUAAUUGGCUAGACUCGAGAAGAUCUGGGUUGAGGUUGAAAUCCUGAGUUAAAGGGUCACCCUGGACUAGUCACUUAAUUUCUCAGUAGCCCCAGGCCACUCUAAAACAGUAGGGCACAGAACAGCUGCACACCAGCAAUUGGUGAAGGAAGUUUCCUUCUCUAACUCCGGAGCAAGGAGGGGGAAAGAUCCCAGAAAGGCCGAGAAUAGAUAGGUAUGAAGCAAUACAACGCUUGAAUGUUUACAUUAAAACCCGCCCAUGGGAGAAAUGACCCUGGGGAAAAGUGAUGGACUUUGGGAUGAGGAGGGUAAUUUUGUUGCUGGGAUUCAGCUCUAAGUGGAAACUAGAAAUCCGAGGCUUGAAAACUAACGUAUACUUUAUCUUAGGGGUGACUGGAUCUUAUUGCAAAGAAAACACACCAAAUGCAAUCUGGGGGUAAAUUUACUAGUUACUCAAAUAAAUCUGUUUUCGGUUGUAUCACACAAAUGGGGUCUGAUUCUUCCUCUGGGGACUGAGGUCUUAACUCAUGCGGGUGCCACUCUUAAAGACCCCUCCCCCUACCAGUACUGCCCCGCCCUUUCCAGGUCCAGUCUGUUUGCUGAUGCUCGGACCGGCUCCCACUCCCUCCUUCUAUCCCUCCUCCCUUUCGGAGUCUUUAAAACCCGUAGAAAUGGGAUGCCUCAUUUUCAAAGUACUGGCUGGUUCAGUUUGCAAGUAGCAAAUUUAUUUCACAUCAUCUCUGCCAGCUAGGAGUAGGGGCUAACUGGCAUCCGUGCUCCCAAACCAUCUCUAGAGCUGCUAGAAAAUCCUAGCAUUCUUCCUGUCCCGGGGUGGAGGGCACCUGGGAAGGUAACUAACUUUUUAUAAUUCCUUUCACCUGAAGAAAUACCCCAAUUUCGCCACUUGGGCUGAGCUGAGGAUGAAUUUCUAAAUCCGUGGAGCAGGUGAAAACAGAUACUCUUCGCUGGGGGAACCUUUGAGAUCCAUCCAUGCUAGAAUGGGACUGUCAAUUACAGUCUGAUAUAGGUCCCUCUUCGACGCAGCUAAACUUUGGUUGUAUCCACAGCUACGCUCAAUUCCUCAGCUCCCUAUUCAUCAGAUAUUGCUGGAAGCAGCGCCUACCCACAGGUCAGUAUUUUUGACAAGUCUGGGAUGCCCUCACCUCCCCGUUUUACCAGUUUUUGCAGGUGGGUGUGUUGAGGGGUGGAGGGAGGAUCAGGGAAUACACCAAUUGGCAGGUAGGGAAGAGGGGCACUUCAUACCCAAAUACCCUUCGGGGCUUUCUUCUCACUGGAAGGACCGUUACACUGCUUUGUUUUGGGCUUUCUCAGAAGCCACACCUGCCCCUUCUCUUAACUUAUUAGUAAAGAGUGAGCGAAUGGAAGGAGAUGGGGAGAGCGGUGGGAAGAAGUACUCUGCAGGGUAGAUGCUGGUGGAAUUCAGAGUCUUUCCACAAACAGCAGCAGAAGCAUCUUUAGCAGAGUGUGUGUUAAGGAAUCGAGACCAACUCUGUUCUGACCAAAGUAUUCACAGCCUCCUCCUUGCCUCAAAGUUACAGUUGUUUGCAUUAGGUGUGAGUCGGUCUUUCUAACUUAACUCUACCAGAUUCUCUAAGCUGCUUUUUUUCCUGUCAUCAAAUCGUCCCCUUUCUCUCCCUCCCAAUAGCCCUCGAUGCUCAUGAAUCUUGUCUCCCACAGCAUGGCCACAAGCCGAAAUAGUGAAGAAGCCUGGAUUCCCGGCCUUCUGUCUACCCAGCAGACCACUCUCUUGCUCUUCCUUUCCGUGCUGGUCGCUGUCCACUUGAGCCAGUAUAUUCUACGGCGUUGUCGUCGGCUCCCCGGGGCUGGCUGCAGCCCCCCUGGCCCAUUUCAAUGGCCCCUGAUCGGGAACGUUGUGGAGGUGGGCAACAUCCCUCACCUCUCCUUUACUCGUUUGGCUCGCCGCUACGGAGACGUCUUCCAAAUCCGUUUGGGUAACUGCCCAGUGGUAGUGCUGAACGGCGAGCGCGCCAUCCGCCAGGCCUUGGUACAGCAGGGGUCCACCUUCGCCAGCCGGCCGCCAUUCCCCUCUUUCCAUGUGGUGUCCAACGGCCUUAGCCUGGCUUUCAACAAAUAUUCUGAGAUCUGGAAAAUGCAGAGGCGGGUGGCCCACGGCACCGUGCGUGCUUUCUCCACGGGACACGUCCGCAGCCGCCGGGUCCUGGAACAACACGUGCUUAGUGAGGCGCGGGAGCUGGUGAUGCUGUUAGUGCAAGGUAGCGCUGGAGGCGCUUUUCUGAACCCGGGUCCUCUCACCGUGGUGGCUGUGGCCAACGUGAUGAGUGCCGUGUGCUUCGGCUGCCGCUACAGCCACAGUGAUGAAGAGUUCCGCGAGUUGCUGAGCCACAACGAGCGGUUCAGCCGCACGGUAGGGGCGGGCAGCCUUGUAGACGUUCUGCCUUGGCUCCAGCGCUUCCCCAACCCUGUGCGCACCGCCUACCGCGACUUCAAGAAAAUCAAUCACGACUUCUAUAGUUUCGUACUGGACAAAUUCCUGAAGCACCGGACCAGCCUGAAGCCCGGAGCUCCUCCCCGGGACAUGAUGGAUGCCUUUAUUCACACGGUGGGGAAGGAGGAGGAGAGUACUGGAAAAGCUACGUCUGGGCUGCGCCUGGACACAGACUAUGUGCCGGCCACGGUCACAGAUAUUUUCGGGGCCAGUCAGGACACGCUUUCCACGGCACUACAGUGGCUUCUCAUCUUAUUCGUAAGGUAUCCUGAAGUACAGGCUCAGGUACAAGAAGAAUUGGAUAGAGUUGUGGGUCGAGAUCGACUGCCCUGCUUGGAUGAUCAGCCUCAUCUUCCCUAUGUCAUGGCUUUUCUAUAUGAAGCCAUGCGCUUCAGUAGCUUUGUACCUGUCACCAUUCCACAUGCUACCACUGUUGACACUUCUAUCAUGGGCUAUCACAUUCCCAAAGAUACAGUGGUAUUUGUCAACCAAUGGUCAGUUAAUCAUGACCCAGUGAAAUGGCAGAACCCAGAAGACUUCAAUCCUGCCCGAUUCCUAGAUGACAAAGGAUUCAUUGACAAAGAUAUGGCUAGUGGGGUCAUGAUUUUCUCUGUGGGUAAACGCAGGUGCAUUGGGGAAGAGCUGUCCAAAGUACAGCUAUUUCUCUUUAUUGCCAUUUUGGCCCACCAGUGCAAUUUCCUUGCCAAUCCAAAUGAGGACCGAAAAAUGAAUUUUAGUUAUGGGUUAACCAUUAAACCACAAUCAUUCACAAUUAAUGUCACACUGAGAGAAUCAAUGGAACUACUUGAUAAUACUGUUCAAAGACUACAAGCCGAAGACAACCAGUGAGUAGCUAACAGAACUCCUAAUUAGAAAAAGAAAUGAAACUAUCAGUACCCGUUAGUUUCUUUCUGCCACAAACACUUGCUCAUGUGAGCCUUUUGGAUGAGAACUCACCAAUAAGUAUUUCUUAAGUGCCUGAUGAUGUGGUCCACUUGGAUCCUGGUGAGCCAAUGCAUUUGACAGAAUAGCUAAUGAAACUACAAAAAUAACUUGCAAGAUUUUGGGAUUAUAGAAUAAAAGAGGAAGAAAAACUUAGAAAUAUUCUAUAAUUUUACUAUAACACUGUCCUUUUGGACUAGUUGUUGAAAUAGUUUUUAUAGGUUUAAAAAAAAUCCCAAACCUCCUUUUUCAAUAUCAAUGUCACAAAUCUUGAGUAAGUUCUAAGAAGGCAACUUGUUUAUGUAGAAUUUUGCUGUGAAGAAAACAGCAAUGCCACAGAGUCAUGGGUUAUAUUAUUGAACAUUCAAAUCCAAGUAUAGUACUUUGAGAGAAUGAGGCCCAAAAAGGAGCAAUAAAGACUCUGCUGGCUUAUUCUUUAGGUUCUAAGCCUUUCAACAAAGUUAUUAAAGAUUCCCAGAUGCUUAAAGAUUAUGUUUUAUCUUUGACCAAAUUAGCUCUCAGCAUGGUUUGAAAAGUGAUAUUAUGUGUGAUAUGAAAUGACUCAUGCAAAAAUGGUGGGGAGGGAAUUGAACUUAUAGUGAGCUUUAUUGUUUCAGAAUGAAUUCCAAAAAGCAAUCUGUAAUAUUCCAAACUAGAUACUUGUCUUCUGGUUUCUGAAAUUCAAUAUAUUUAGAAAUAUGGGUAAAAUUAUGAAUUUACUUGCAGGCACAACUAAAAUUCAAAUAUAUGGCAAAGAGUUUUGAAAGAAUAAAUAAGGUUAGUUUAUCACAAACUGCACAGAACAUGCAAUAUGCAUAACUAUUCAUUAUAAAUAAAAAUAGCAUUAUUGAAAAGAAGUUAUUUUAGAUAGUGAAUAACCAAAUUAGUUAUCUCUUAAUGUAGAAAUGCAUUCAGUCCUCUCAGAUGUUGUUGAGCAUACUCACAUACACAGGCACAUACAUACACACACAUUUACAAAUGGAGUAGCUAUUUGCUUGUUUACUAAGAUAGCAAAUUACCUAUUUAAAUUAUCACAUCUGUUGAAAGUAUCACAUCUAAAGGAUGAUAAUUCUCAUCUAAAACACUUUUUAAAAAAAGUUUCAAAUUGUUUUCAUUAUUUUUUCCCCAAACCAAGUUAAUUAAAAUUAUUUUGUGUCUAAAUAACUUUCAACAUUUUCCACGUUUUAAUGUGACUCUGAAGUCUUUUUUUUUCAGGAUCUAAAUUUUUAAUUGAAAUUAAUAACAAUUUGAUCCUUUUGUUGAGGAAAGAUGGGGAAAUUUAGGUGCUUUAAAUGUGAUGUUAAAAAAUUUGGGUGAAUGAUGUAAGUAGUUACCUGGAUAUUCUUUGCUAUCCUAUAGACAAAACACUUGGAAUAUUGAUCCAGACGUUUUGUUGUCUUGUACAGAUAUCCAUAUGGAUAUUUCUUAUAAUUAUCUCUUUUCAUAAUUCAAAUUAUAUUUUAAUAACAAUUACAUGAAACACGUCAAUGACAACAGCCACAUACCAUAAUGCAUGGAAUUAGAAAACAGGUGAUCCAAAUUUGAGGAAGCUUUGAUUUCCAAUUGGUAUCAUUAAUAUGAACAAUAAAUGACUCUUUAAGAUAGCCUACUCGAUAUGCAAUUGUUGUGAAGAAGAGAUAUGUCACUUAUAUGUGUAUUUAGCUUAAUAAAGAAUUAAUCUUAAAAUUUUUACAUGGAUAAGCAAAAUUAUGAUUUUAUAGUUACUUCCAAAAUUUUUGCCUAAAAGGUCACUGUUUAUUUAAUACAAAACUAAAAAAGAAAUCAUAUGCACUUCUUUGGAAGUUACUUUUGAUAGAAUUACAGGCUGUUUUGUGUAUGUUUAAGAGAGUGAACUGGAAGAAAGAUGAAUAAUUCAAAUAUUUUUGCCAUGAAUGUUAAAUUACUUAACUUGAAGCACACAAAUUCAGAAAAAGAAUAUCCAGAGUGCCAGUUGCAAGUGAGAAUUUAUGAUCUUCACAAAGACAAUAAGUUUUGAAAUUUUAAUAAUAAAAUUGGCAUACUCAUUUAUUUUAUACAAUUUUUCUUUAGAAAAGUUGUUCAAAAGUCCCUGGUGAGACCAAGAAUAUAUAUAUAUGUAUAUUACUGCCUUUAUAAUAAUCAUCUAAUAUUAAAAUGGGACCAGAAAAUUUAUUCUAUUGCCAACUCUUCCACUUGGACUUUCCAGAAGUAUUGUGGCAAAAUUGGGCAUAUCUGGAUGAGUUAUUAACUGAAACAUUUGACUAUGCCUUAAUUCAUUUCUCUGUAUAUAGAUCCCAAUAUUACUUGAUAAUAAAACCAUGUUUAUUUAAUGUAAGUAAAAUAGAUACUUAGUAGUAAGAUAUUUAGACACAAUAAUUAAUGUAAACAACCGACCACUCUCUUUUCUUUCCACUCUUUUCGGCCACCAAAAAAAUACACUUUGUGGUUUGAACUUUCCAGUUUGGUGGCUAAAUUGCGUAAUUAUUUCAUCUCAUUUCAUUUUUGAUCUAUAUAAUUUGGCCUAUAUUUGCAAAUCAUCUAUAAAAGCAGAAGAUCUGUUCCAGAUAGUCACUACAGUUAAAACAUGUUCAUAAAACAAGUGGCUUUUUUUUUUUUUUUUAAUUUUGAGGCUUGGACUUUGUAAGAUGAUUGUCUUAAAAAUAUUCCAAAGAAAAUGUGUCAAGAUUGUUUUGUGGAUUACAGAAAAAUUUUCAUACCCCAGAACUUAGCCUUCAUCUGUGAAAUUAUUUUACAAAGUUAAUAUUUUCAUCUUAGAUCUAUAUUAGAUCACUUAAUUAUAUAAAAUAUGCCUUUUAAUGUAUUUUCACAAUUAUGAGACCACUAUGUGAGGAUCCCUUGUUAUAUAGCCUCUGUUAUCUUUGGACUUUUUAAAAUAAGCUUUACCACAGAAUAGAGUUGUAGCUGAAAGUGAUGCAUAUUCAUUUUUAUGAUAUGCGGCGUGAAUACAGUACAGAUUAUAUAUAUAUAAUAUAUGUAUGCACAUAUAUAUUCAUAAAUGCCUCUGUAAAAUCAUAUCUUUUUAAUUAUUUGAGGAUUUUUUCCUCCCAUGCUUAAGGAUUUAGAAUGUCUGUAAUCAUGGAAUGUUAUUACCAAAAUAUUAAAUAAAAGGUUUUUUUUUAACAAUUA
Molecule: messenger RNA, 8164 nt
Organism: Antechinus flavipes (yellow-footed antechinus)
Lineage: Eukaryota; Metazoa; Chordata; Mammalia; Dasyuromorphia; Dasyuridae
Product: cytochrome P450 1B1
Exons: 2
Coding region: 3281-4945 (554 amino acids)
Molecular function (GO): monooxygenase activity; iron ion binding; heme binding
Source: RefSeq, a predicted model, not a curated record